Messenger RNA from Bactrocera oleae (olive fruit fly), 3173 nucleotides. Lineage: Eukaryota; Metazoa; Arthropoda; Insecta; Diptera; Tephritidae. The record is from RefSeq and is a predicted model, not a curated record.
AUUGGUUUUCCGUUAUUGUUCUAUUACACAUUCUUAUGUUUAUCGUUCCUCGUACCAAGAGCAAAUUUAUUUAAAGGUAACAAAUCGAUAGCCUGUUUUGUACACUUACCGGCAAAAUCAACAAAAUACAAUUACAAAAAAGUUCCAAAUGUCCAAAUCGACAAUAUACAUACGAUGUUAUAAAUAGACUUGAACAACGUUUGACUAUGGAUAGAGUAAAUGGGUCUGAUCGCCCAAUGGUCCAAAAUUCCCAGAAGUCAAAAGAAGCGUGAUAAAUUUAAGGCGAAUUCAAAUGCUUCAGGCAGAGAUUUGGCAUGCAAACUUAAAGUUUCCGAAAAAAUUAUUACAAAGUGUAAAAAUCUUGCUGGAUUGAUAACGUACUUAUGUGGUUGUGUAAUUACAGCAAAAAUUCGAGCGAGAAAGUUGUACACAGAAUUGUUAACAAAGUUUAAAUGUGUUUUGAUGGACGAUGAAAUGUAUGUCAAAACAGAUGCAGUUAAGUAAAAAAAACUUGAUGUCACAAUUGGAAAAGGUAAAGGAAAAUAUUAAGAAGUGGAAAUGGAAAAAUAUGCCUCAAAAUUUAUCGUUUGGCAAGCGAUCUGCUCAUUUCGUAAAAAAAAACAGAAUCAUUUGUUACUAAUUUUCUCACACAAUUUUAUUAGUGCAGUAUGCAGCCGGACGAUAGGCAAAUGCGCUUAAAAACUGAUAUCUGCAAGCGAACCUCGGUUAGUAAUACAAGUAAUGUGGAUUUCCGACUACGGAAUUCGGCAACGCAAAGAAUCACGAGUGGACAAAAAGAGAAGGAAAAUAACGAAAAGGCGAAUAUUAUACCGUUAAGCAGUGUAGACUGGAGUAGCAAUGAAGAAAUCUACUUUGUCAGUGAUGAUCACCAGAUCUACAAAUGGAGCGCAGUCACGCGUGAUUCAGUGGAGGUCGCCAAGCUGCCGGAUGACUUUAUACCCACUGAUUUGCAUUGGUUGCUCUUAGGCGGGCGCAACAGCGGUGGUGGCAAGGGCAGCGAUACUCUACUCAUCUGCAGCAAUGAUGGCCGCUUCAUCAUACUGAACAAAAGCGCGCGGGUCGAACGGAAUAUUUCAGCGCAUAGCGCAGCGAUAAGUACUGGACGUUGGAGUCCGGAUGGGGCAGGGCUACUCACAGCUGGCGAGGAUGGCGUUAUCAAGAUAUGGUCGCGCUCCGGCAUGCUGCGCUCCACUGUAAUACAGAGUGAUGAAGCUAUUAGCUGCGCACGUUGGGCGCCCAAUUCUACUUCAAUCGUUUUCAGUCAGGGCUGCUAUAUGUCUAUCAAACCACUCGCAGCUAAUAGCAAGUUAACAAGGUGGCGUGCUCAUGAUGGUCUCGUUCUAUCACUAAGCUGGUCCACGCAUUCGAAUAUAAUCGCUUCAGGUGGCGAAGACUUUCGUUUCAAGAUUUGGGACGCACAAGGUGCCAAUUUAUUCACAAGCUCCACUGAGGAAUAUGCUAUUACUUCAGUUUGCUUCAAUUCUGAAAAGGAUGUGCUUUUAGUGGGAUCCUUCAACAUGCUAAAACUGUGCUCCAGCGCUGGGUGGUCUUACAGUAGCAGUCGUUUCAGCGAACCCGCUGUCGGUUCCUUCUAUGCAAUGGCUUGGUCAUCGGAUGGAACACAAGUGGCUUGUGGCACUUCGACGGGCAACCUCGUGGUUGGUUAUAUUGUUGAACGCCAAUUGAUCUCACGCAAUCUGAAGGCGACAACGACGGGUCGCAAAACCAUUGUCCUACAGGAUAUCUCAAAUAGUAGCAACGAUGUUUUAGACUUUCCCGAACGAGUCAUUAAUUUUGGGUUAGGUUAUGGUCACUUAAUUGUAGCCACAUCGAAUCAAUUGCAUAUUUAUAAUGAGAAAUAUAUCAAUACGCCGAUAAUUAUUGAUGGCAGGACAGAUGUACGUGUGAUUGAAGUGGGCAAGAAAUUCUUCAUGGUCUUGGAUGCCAUAUCGAUUUGGGUGUACACUUAUACGGGUCGCUUACACUUGAAUCCCCGCUACCCAGGUUUGCAAGCACAAGUACCACUGCUUACAUGGCGCGCGAUAUCUCUCGGAUUGGAUGUCUUGGCUAUACGAGAUAACUCUGAUAACACUGUAAUUCACAUCUUCGACCUUGUGCCAGGCGCUUCACGGCAAUAUGAACCACAUUCAAUACGCGCAAAAACUCAAAUUUCCGAGAUCUCCGCAUGUCGCGCCGGUACACUUGAUGACCAAUAUGUCGUGCUUAUCGAUAACAAUCGAGAAUUGUACAUCACAGAGACACGUAAUUUGAAUAGCAGUGUCGGAGCUGGUGGCGGUGGAGUUGGAGGUGGAAAUGGCUUAAGCGCUGUAGCUGGUGUGAGUGGCAACUCCGAACGCGGAAUAAGUGGACGCACAAAUAACAGCGGCGAAAUUUACAAAAUCGGCACACAAGUGACUACCGUUAUGUGGGGCAGUGAGACAAAUAUUUUGGUAGGCGUACACGAUACCUGCUAUAGCAUUUGGUAUUGCCCGGGCGAGGGCGCAGCCGAUCCAACGCUGAUCGCGUUAACAACGGUCACUAUAGAUGCCACUGAAUUUGGUAAAAACAUAACAUUGGAGUCUUUUGAGGACGCUAUCGUAACUUUCCGUUGCGCCGGCGCGCUGCUGCCCAUUAAUGUGAAUAUCUAUUGUGAAAUUUUGCAUCGCACUUUGAUGGAGGGGCAGUGGCAACAGGCAUUAAAAAUUUGCCGCCUAGUACAAAAUGGUAACCUCUGGGCCACACUGGCGGCAGUCGCAACGCGCAAGAAUCAACUACAAAUCAGCGAGGAGGCAUAUUCGGCCGCACUACAGAUUGACAAAGUCAGCUAUCUGCAAUACAUAAAGGAAUUACCGUCUGCAAGUCCGGAACAAAUGGCGGAGAACUCGCUAAUGCUCGGACGUCUGAUCGAAGCGGAGACUAUUUUAUUGCAUAACAAGAAGUUCUCUGAGGCUGUUGCACUCUGCUUACGUAUGCACAAUUGGCAUCGGGCUCUGGAGGUGGCGCAGAAGCAUGAACCCGUAUUAUUAGAUAAGGUGCUCGAGCAGAGGCGCAGGUAUUUAAAAGCUUUGCAACGUGAUGAAUGGGACGCGGUAUUUUUACCGUUCCAACUGAAAGAGAAUGAUGCAAGUGAAUAAAGUUUUACUAUUAAUAAA